AUGAUCUAUUUCCUGAUAGUUCUGACGGUACUCAACGGCCGUAGUCUGACUGAGCUGAAGAUGGGUCCUCCAGAGACCAUCUUACACGUGCUGAAAGUCGGCUGGGCAAUGGCGCCCCAAUUUUGUCCUAACCAGCUGCUGACGAAAUUAACGUUGCUUUUGUUCUACUAUCGCAUCUUCUGGAUUCACAAGGGCUUUGUCCGCUGUCUUUGGUGCAUCGGUAUCCUCACAAUUCUAUGGUCCUUCUCGGUCUAUCUUGUCAAGUGGAUGAUGUGUUGGCCAGUGACAUAUAUCUGGGACAAGACUUUGCCUGGUGGGAAAUGCAUUAAGAUGCCUAUAUUCUUUGCUGUCAACGAGAGCGCCAACUCUGUGAUUGACUUCGUGAUGAUCGCUUUAGCGAUUCGGAUCGUUACUACCCUUCAGAUGAGCCUCUAUGAGAAGAUCAGGCUUAGCAUCUUAUUCUCGGUUGGCAGCUUAUCUGGUAUCGUUGGUUUCAUCAAGAUUGCGGAAGCAUACUCUACAGCAUACACGAGUGUUCUGGACCCUAUUUGGGACAUUACGCAGAUGGCAACCAGUAUCAUAUGCUGUUGUGCGCCAACGUUUCCUUCUGUGUUUGCUGGUUUCAAGUGGCACAGAGCGGUAUCGUCAUUCCUGUCGUCCUUACGGUCGUUGAAGGAGAGGUCUAGUGCCAAUAGGGACCGGAGCGAUGGUGAUCCGCGGGUGCCAAAGGAUGUAAGCUGCCCAAGCCAUGCGAACACACGGGUUCCCGAGUCUGCGGUCAACCAGAUGAGCGAUCGUCCAUGUGAUGGGUAUGAAGUCGCCAACACAGGCCAUGGCAACGGUGGAUCGUGGGUGCCGGGGAGCAUGACACAGCCGAGCUUCGCAUGGGCGCAGCUUCCGGUGGUGUAUCAAGCCGACGGUCAGCCAUCGUAUGGUUAUGGAUAUGUCAACGCAGAUCCAAGGAAUGGUGUAUUCUGGGUGCCGAUGAACUUCAGCCAACAAAACCCAGCUUCGACACCGGCUGCUGCGGCAUAUCUUCCGAAUGGUCCACCAUCUGAUGGGUAUCGGUCUGACACUGGGUCACACCAGAUGGCAUCCCACCACAUGUCUUCAACUGAUGUCCUCAAUCCACCCUACCAGAUAGAAGUGAUCUAUGUGCCGCAAGCCACUCAGUAUAGAUGAGGAAAAUAGCGGUAUCACGAAGCCGAAAACUUAGGAUGAUCGCGAACCUUGCUUUGUGGAGUUGUGGUCUAUUCAAUUCGAUGUUCACUCCCUGCGCAUUGAAAUUCUGCCUGGUAGAUGUGAUAGGUUGUCAUGAAAUGACAGUAAUUUGGGCCUUUCUUCACGUCGGAGGACUGAAGAGACCUAUGUGUCUGGUGAUUUAGCACAGGUGGUAUUACAGUUGGCUGCCGUCUGAGUGAAGAACCUUUUGGGACGGGAAAUCUGACUAGAGACACAGUGUGCAAGUGAACAAUUUUAUUAUCUAAUAGAGGCGCUCGUUGUACUUUUGAAGAUGCCUUGAAAGAAUGACUGCCGGUGGUGUGCAGAGAAACCUGCGUCUUCAGGGUCUCACCUCUAUAAGCAUUCGGUCUUUCGCGGGGAUUUCAUGGGCUCGAAGACCUGUUAG
Diaporthe batatas is the source of this 1627-nucleotide messenger RNA. RefSeq lists its product as uncharacterized. The transcript has 4 exons. Lineage: Eukaryota; Fungi; Ascomycota; Sordariomycetes; Diaporthales; Diaporthaceae. The record is from RefSeq and is a predicted model, not a curated record. Bases 1 to 1182 code for a protein of 393 amino acids.